Molecule: messenger RNA, 1761 nt
Organism: Trichoderma asperellum CBS 433.97
Lineage: Eukaryota; Fungi; Ascomycota; Sordariomycetes; Hypocreales; Hypocreaceae
Molecular function (GO): protein binding
Source: RefSeq, a predicted model, not a curated record
AUGGCCUCCGAAACAUCAGGCCCGGCAAGGGCUCGUGGCCGAAAUCGAGACACACCGAGACACAGACAAUGGACGCUCAGGAAUGCAUCAAUAGCCGCGUUAGCAGCGCUCGUGGGUUCCGCUUCAGCUCAAAAUUCGGAAAGCUGCAUUUCUCUCAAGGGCUCGACAACAUGCCCAGCCUUCCAAGCUGCUUCUAUAUCCACAGACCAGUCACUAAUCGAUACAUUCUCAUUCUUGAAGUAUGUCUCCGAUUUGGAGACGUUCGACACCCAGUUGUCCAGCUUCGUCAAGACUACAUAUCUCCAAGACAAAUUCCAGUUAACAUUUGGCUGCCACAACAUUAAUUAUACGAACCCUAGCGACAUGUACGCGCGCUACACGACUACAGUCCUUUGCAGCUCCAUUGUUCAAGCAUCCGCGGCGGGCUGCGGCGUCUCUGAGAAAAACUCGCAGCCUAUUUGCGCCGAAACCUGUGCCGAGUAUGCGCAAAGCGAAGCUUACAUCACCGCCGACACAGCUCUCUGUGGCAACCCUAACAGCGACCUCAACAAACUGAUUCGUGCCGACUUUACUGUCUGUUCCAACCCGGAACAGGCGCUCUCUAGCAGCUGCGUCGUUGGCUCAGACAAUGAGCCGGAUAACUGUGGGUUUGGUAACAGCACCGUCGGUCUCUGCUCAUACUGCGGUGCCGGAGGCAUCAAUUCCACAGAUACCUGCUGCUACAGCUCCAAUGCCGAAAAGCUAUGCAAAGGGGUUAAGCUUCCUGAUAUUACCGUGACCUUUACAGCACCCGUGCCUACUGCUACAGCGACGAGUUCUUCAGUCCCGGUUUCUGGCGGUGGUAGCCAUCUUAGUGGCGGUGCUAUUGCAGGCAUUGUUAUCGGCUCUCUUGCAGGAGUUAUAAUUCUUGCCGCCCUUCUAUUCUUCUGUAUUAGAAUGAUGAGGCGCAGACGCGGCAGCAACAGCCAGACCGGCAGCAUUUUCAACCAGCCCCAGCCUGCCCGUAAAGGACCACCCAUGAGCCAGGGCAGCGCAGCGCCUCCACGAGGAUACGAAAUUCUUCCCGGUGGCCGCAUUGCGCGCAUGUCUGCCUUGGAAGGACAUUCCGGCGAUUCGCCCUCCCGCCACGGUAGCUCUCCUUCUGCUCGUGCUGUUCCUUACGCCGCCAAGUCUUCGGAUCGGAUGUCUUCAUCUGAUUUUGGUGAUACUCCCGAGCCCGAAACCCCAUAUAGAGGACUUCGUGGGCCCCCCGCUACUUCGAGACGACAAGGCUCUUUAUCCAGCAACUCAAUGCUUGGGAGCGACGUGCCCGGCAGCCCCAUUGGUUUCUCAUCUCCGAAUGCCUUGGCAAGUCAGCAGUCCGAGCAGCUGCCUUUCUUCAAAGAUUAUUACUCGCAAGACGACAUUCACCCCCACGACAAAGUUGCGGUUCUGUGGGCUUACCAGCCAAGGGCCCCUGAUGAAUUUGCCCUGGAGCGCGGAGAUAUGCUCAAAGUUGUGGGUAUUUGGGAUGACGGUUGGGCGACGGGCCUCAUGGUCGAUGAACGAGCGGAGGAAUGGGAAGCGCGAAGGCAGGCGCAGAGAGAUAGCGGCGUAUCGAGCACAUCCGGCCCUAGAGACAGCUCGCCACAGGGCCACGGCGAGCUAAAGGCAUUCCCUCUAGUAUGCGUCUGCCUCCCAGAACACUGGAGGAAGACUAUUGAAGGAGACGGCUCAACAGACACAGGAGCAAGUGGUCAUCUCAGCGCCUCACGUGUUUGA